Messenger RNA from Cavenderia fasciculata, 1566 nucleotides. RefSeq lists its product as uncharacterized. Gene Ontology annotation, molecular function: nucleic acid binding; zinc ion binding. The record is from RefSeq and is a predicted model, not a curated record. NCBI's taxonomy places the organism in Eukaryota, Evosea, Eumycetozoa, Acytosteliales, Cavenderiaceae. Bases 1 to 1566 code for a protein of 521 amino acids. The transcript is spliced from 4 exons.
AUGGAAAAUAAUACUACUAUUGUAUCAGAUGAAGAAGGAGAAGAUAAUCAACAACUACAAGACAAUAAUAAUAAUAAUAUAAAUACUAGUACUAUUACUACUGAUGUGACAAGUACUACUACAACCAACAAUGCAUUAUUAGAAGAACAACAAUUAUCGGGAGGAGAGAGUGAGAAUGAAGUUGUAUUUAUAAAGAAGAUGGGGAAUGAUCAUACCGCGUCGUCGUUGAAUGAGUCUACCGAUGCCAAUAAACAUGAUGAUGAUGAUGAUGAUGAGGAGGAUGAAGACGACGAUGCCGAUAGAAGCCACAAGCAUAGUAGCAGUAAGUCUACUUCUUUGUCGUCGUCUGUUACCAACAUUCCAGUUAAUGAUGGAUCCUCCUCCUCUUUACUCGAUAUGACUCCCAUUGUCAGCAACAACGGUGGCAUCGGUACCGACGGAAAAGACCAAGUUGGCGGUGGUAGUGGUGGCGGUGGUAGUGACAAUACAGGACUGUUGUUGAACAAGAGAAAGAUGGACGAUGAAAUUAGUGGUGGAGUUAAUGGCAGUACAGGUGUUGAUGGAAGUGAUGUCGAAACAGAAGCAGUAGCAGCAGCAGGCGGUGAUGGUGGUGUCAGUGGGGGCAGCAGCGGUAGUGGUGUCGUAAACGGUGAUGUAGGAGGUGGUGAAGGUGGAUCAACAACAACAACAACAACAACAACUAUUGCAUUGACUACAACAGCAGCAACCCUUCAAGAUAAUUCUAACAAUCGUUAUAGUAAUAAUACCAAUACAACUGUUGGCCAAUAUUCUACUACAUCUCACUAUGAUUCUUCAGCUGACAACUAUCACAACAAACGUUAUAGAAGUUCAAUAGUUUGUUAUAAAUGUGGAGGUGAAGGACAUCAACAAAUAGCAUGUACAUCAAAGUAUCCAUCCACUGGUGGAGUAUGUCAUAGUUGUAGUGGAAGAGGUCAUAUUCAAUAUAAUUGUCCAUCUGCCAAAUGUUAUAGAUGUGGACAAAAUGGACAUCAACAAAAGUAUUGUACAUAUGGACCAAGUGAGGGAGGAAAACCAAAGAAUGUAUUCCCAUGUUAUGCUUGUGGAAAGGAAGGUCAUUUGGCUAAAGAUUGUGAUGUUUGUUUUACUUGUAAACAACCAGGUCAUAAAUCAAAAGAUUGUGAUGUUUGUCAUACUUGUAAAGAAAGAGGUCAUAGAGCAAAGGAAUGUCAACUAUGUUUUGAAUGUAGAAAGGUAGGACAUAAAUCAUGGGAAUGUCCAGAAAAGAAACAACAUCAAUAUGGUAACAACAAUUCAUCAAGUGGAUGGUAUCAGCAAUCGAGUCAGGGUAAUAUGGGAGGAUCAUCAUACGGAGGCUACAACAUGAGCAUGGGUAUGAAUGGAAUGGGUAUGAACAGCAUGGGUAUGAACAAUAUGAACAUGAAUAUGAACAUGCAGGGUGGUAAUCCAAACUAUGGUUAUGCAAUGCAAGGUUAUGGCUCUAGUAACCUAAAUAAUAAUAAUAAUAAUAACAUGCAAUCUUAUAACAAUGGAUAUGGACAAAAUAAUUAUUACAAUGGAUAUUAA